AGAAUGGAGGCGGUCGUCGUCGUGGCCGCGGCCGUCGCCGUCGCCGUCCACCCGCUCCGCGCCCCGCCCUCGCGUCCCCGCCUCCAAUGCCAUUAACCCUACGCGCACGGCGGCUAGUGUUUCGUUCCCUCGUCCUCCUCCCACCCCUGGCCGUGACGAUGCCGUCCUGGUGGAAGCGCUCCAAGUCCGCGUUCCACCGCUCGCCCGUCACCCCGUUCUCCUCCGCAUCCACGCCGUCCUCUCCCGCGCGGGCGUCCACCUCGUGCGUCCAGCCCGGAGGCCGCGCCGGGAGAAGGGACCUCCUCGCGCCGCCCAAGCUCACCCGCCAGCGAAAGCUGCGCCACGUCGACGACCUCUACGUCGCGCUCGGGGACCUCCGCGUCGACGUCUCCGACAGGUCGUCCUCCUCCUCUCCGCCGCAGCAGAGGCGCCUCGCCACCGCCUCCGAGGCCAUCGAGAUCCCGGUACCCACCCUCGUCUCCAGGUCCGCCAGCGCCAGGGAGGGCGGCGCGCCGCCGCCCAGGUCCGCGUCCUCGCCCGUCCUCCACCCGCUGCCGCUGCCCUCGCCCAGGCCACCGGAUCCGUCCGGGGCCGGGGCCGCCGAUGGGUGGUGCGACAGGACGACGCACGCGCCCAGGGUGACAAGCCAGAUUGCACAAAAGUUUCCUGAGCACAAUGAAUUAUUACCAAAUGGAAUAAAACGGGCUACCUUUAGUCACCACAGGAAUGCAUUCCGUGAGAAGUUCCAGGAUAAGAGUUCGGCAGAAAUUAUUAACUUUCAGUUGAACAUUCCUGCUAAAAGCGCUCCGAGCAGUGGCUUUUCGAGUCCUGUGUGCAGCCCUCGAAGAUUUAGCAAUGCUGACUUCUCAUCUACCGUGGCACCUGCUCAAGGACCCCUUGCGUGGUCCUCUCCAUCUAUCCAAUCGACAGAUUUUAUGGGAGUUUCAUCCUGUCCUGAAAAAUACACGGGGGUUCCAGACCAAACUUCUUUCUCUAGCGGAUUGAGAAGUCCUAUUCUUAUGCCAAGGAUUACCAGUGCUCCUCCAUCACCUAUGCACUCUAAAUUGUACCCAGAUAACAAUAUUUCACGCAUUGAAGGAAAUGGGAGUGUCAGCUUUCACCCAUUACCGCUCCCCCCUGGUGCUUUAAGUCCAAUGCAAACAGGUUUUACCACUCAAUCUGCUCCAAAAGUUGAAAUGCCCUCAGUGGCUGGUCAGUGGCAAAAAGGAAAACUUCUAGGUAGCGGCACAUUUGGUUGUGUGUAUGAAGCUACCAAUAGGCACACUGGAGCUCUCUGUGCAAUGAAAGAAGUUAACAUAAUUCCUGAUGAUGCUAAAUCUGCUGAGUCCUUGAAGCAAUUAGAGCAGGAAGUAAAGUUCCUAAGCCAAUUUAAGCAUGAAAACAUAGUGCAGUAUUAUGGCAGUGAUAUUAUUGAAGAUCGUUUUUACAUUUACCUGGAAUACGUUCACCCAGGUUCAAUUAAUAAGUAUGUCAAACAACAUUAUGGAGCAAUGACAGAAUCAGUUAUUCGCAACUUCACCCGCCACAUUCUAAGGGGUCUAGCAUUUUUGCAUGGCCAAAAGAUUAUGCAUAGGGAUAUCAAAGGAGCAAAUCUGCUAGUUGAUGUUCAGGGUGUAGUCAAAUUGGCUGACUUUGGAAUGGCAAAGCAUUUAAGUACUGCGGCCCCUAAUCUUUCACUGAAGGGAACGCCAUACUGGAUGGCCCCAGAGAUGGUUCAAGCUACACUAAUGAAAGAUGUAGGCUAUGAUCUCGCUGUUGACAUAUGGAGUCUUGGCUGCACCAUCAUAGAGAUGUUCGAUGGAAAGCCUCCUUGGAGUGAUCUUGAAGGGCCAGCUGCGAUGUUUAAGGUGUUACAUAAAGACCCACCAAUUCCUGAAAAUUUGUCCAAUGAGGGCAAAGAAUUUUUACAGUGCUGUUUCAAGAGGACUCCUGCAGAGAGGCCAACCGCAAGCGAGCUGUUGGACCAUCCAUUCAUCCGCAAUUCAAGUCACUACAACAAACAUGGUUCCAUACAUUCAUUUGCAGGGAUUAAAGUCAAUGAUACAACUUACAGUUCAAGAGACAACUGGCCAGCUUCGAAGAGUGACUCAAACAUGAAAGGAAAAAAUACCAAUGUUGAACCAAGCAGAGCUGCUAGGUCAUCCGAAUCAACUUUCCGAUUGGCUCCACUAACAAUCCAGGAAGCUACUCCUAACUUCUCACCUCGGCCUUUUGUGAACAGCAUGCAGUUUACAAGCGUAAACCCUCAGCCUAGUCCAUUGCCAAGGCCUAACGGGAAGGAAGUUUUGUUCUGACCGUGGAUGCUGCAUGCCAUGUAGAGUGCCAUUUCUAUCAGGCGCAGUUCGGCCUCAAUGUGCCUUGCAGAGUCCUGCGCAGUUAAAGGAUGUUGGGUUUUAUAAGAUCAUCUGUGUGACCACGCCACAUUGUGACUGCUCAUGGAGCACUGCACAUGCAGCGUUUGACCUUAACUUCUAACCAUUUUUUAGUAAGGAUACAAACAUAUGAAUUGUACAGUUUACCAGGAUUUGCACGAGAGAUCCUUGAAAGCACAAGCACGGAUGUAAAUUGUCUCCAGAAAUGGUUGGUGUCAUUUUUUUUGGAAGCAUAGAACUAGGACUAGCUCUAUGUAAAACUGAAAGUUCCUUUCAGUCAACAGGAAUUAGGCGUAGCUCUGUGUUGCUUUUGCUGCUCACCAAUGUAAAAAUCAUUCUUUUGCUGUAUCACUGAUUAUUCAUUUUUU
Messenger RNA from Zea mays, 2761 nucleotides. RefSeq lists its product as uncharacterized. Lineage: Eukaryota; Viridiplantae; Streptophyta; Magnoliopsida; Poales; Poaceae. The record is from RefSeq and is marked validated. Gene Ontology annotation, cellular component: cytoplasm. Gene Ontology annotation, biological process: protein phosphorylation; MAPK cascade. Gene Ontology annotation, molecular function: MAP kinase kinase kinase activity; ATP binding.